Messenger RNA from Glycine soja, 712 nucleotides. RefSeq names its product autophagy-related protein 8C-like. Lineage: Eukaryota; Viridiplantae; Streptophyta; Magnoliopsida; Fabales; Fabaceae. Gene Ontology annotation, biological process: cellular response to nitrogen starvation. Bases 155 to 514 code for a protein of 119 amino acids. The record is from RefSeq and is a predicted model, not a curated record. The transcript has 6 exons.
UGACAUUCCAUCCGAAUUUGAAUAAAAAACAAAAGAAAAGAAAGGUGACAUGGCAAAGUGAUAAUAAUAGCUUUCUUCUCCGUCUCAAUUCAUCUCUUCUCUGAGUCUCAACCUAAUUCCCCAAUCAAUCAUCUUUACGUGUUUGUUCGAGACCAUGGCCAAAAGCCCCUUCAAGCUUGAACAUCCCUUGGAAAGAAGGCAGGCUGAGUCUGCUCGCAUUAGAGACAAGUAUCCUGAUAGAAUACCUGUGAUUGUUGAGAAAGCUGAAAGAAGUGACAUCCCAGACAUCGAUAAGAAGAAGUACCUUGUCCCAGCAGAUUUGACUGUUGGCCAAUUUGUUUAUGUUGUCCGUAAAAGGAUUAAGGUCAGUGCAGAGAAGGCUAUUUUUGUUUUUGUCAAUAACACUCUACCUCCAACUGCCGCUUUGAUGUCUUCUAUUUAUGAGGAAAAUAAAGACGAUGAUGGUUUUCUUUACAUGACUUACAGUGGAGAGAACACUUUCGGUUCUCGCUAGGGUCAAAUUUAAUAAUAUAUGAGAUCCUCUGUAAAUAGAUGCUGCAAGAUGUAAACUUUCUGCUGUCGAUAGUCGAUGCCUAUCCUGUUUAUUGCUUAUGGUUUACGUAUCUAUUGAGCAGAUAUUUUGCUGCUUUGAUUAUGUGCAUUCUCUUCAAAUUAUGGAUUUCAAUAUAUGAAUUUAGAUUUUAUGCUCUCA